UCAAACUUCAAGUAUAUGAUCUAUCCUGGCCUGCAGCGCCCCCUGCUGACCCCUCCGGCUCCCUACAGGCCGCAGCAGGAAGAAGACGUGUCCCACUCUCAGAUUAGCUUCAGCAGGGAGAUGGAGGCAGACAGCACCGGAGGCAACAUGGGAAUAAAAGCAGAAGACGUGGAAAUGGCAGAAAACCCAUUUGAACCUUACAUUGAAUCUCUUCGUCAGCAGCUCGAAGACCAAGACCCCGUGUUUCUGAUCGCAGUGAUCGUCGCUCUGGCUGUGGUUGUCAUUACCUGUGUGUUUCUGAAGUACUUUCUAACCAGUAAAACUGUCAGGAGUGCUGUGCUGCUGGUCGGACUGUGUGACUCCGGGAAAACCCUCAUCUUCAGCCGGCUGUUGUCAGGAAAGUACAAACGGACACAGACCUCCAUCACCGACAGCAGCGCUCCAUACAAAGCCAAAAAUGACAAGGCCACCACCUGGACUCUGAUAGACCUGCCAGGACAUGACAGCCUUCGCUCGCAGUACCUGGAGAAGUUCAAAUCUGCAGCCAGAGCGAUUGUGUUUGUCGUGGACAGCGGUAUCUUCCAGAAGGAAGUGAGAGACGUGGCAGAGUUCCUGUACAUGUUGUUGACGGACACUGUGAUCUCCAGGAACGCCCCGGCUCUGCUGGUGGCGUGCAACAAACAAGAUAUCACCAUGGCAAAAUCAGCUAAACUGAUUCAGCAGCAGCUGGAAAAGGAACUGAACACCUUGCGAGUGACGCGCUCUGCGGCCCUCAGCUCUCAGGAUGGCUCUGUGGGCGGCAGUGUGUACCUGGGGAAAAAAGGAAAGGACUUUGAGUUCAGCCAGCUGCCGCUUAAGGUGGAGUUCCUUGAGUGCAGCGCCCGUGGCAGCAAGGGUGAAGACGGAGAUGCAGACUUGGAGAGCCUGGAGAAGGGCCUAGCUAAGCUGUAAAAUUAGCAGCUGAACAUCCUUGGAGCAGAAUUUGCUUGUCAAUUGACAGUGGAAUCUCAGUGGAGGAUUUAUUUGACAGGAAAAGCAGUCCAGCAGUCCAAUCUGUGCUGACUGUCAGUAUAAAAUGACAUCAGAGGUGGAUGAAUGUUUGAGACAUAUUCAAUCAAAACACACCAAAAAGACUGAAGUAGCAGUUCGUCCGUUUGCUCUGCAGUGCUGAGAAAUGAUCACAUGCUCAUUUACUGUAAAUUGUACUGUGAACAUCUGCCUUGAAACGCUUAUUUGGCUUGUUUAGAGAGGAUAUAAUUUAAAGUAUUUGGGUAAAUUACAACAUUUGCUGUUUAUGAUUGCGAUUUAAAGUUAAAUUGUUACUGGCUGGCACAGAUUUUCACCAUUCUUGUGCUAAACUCAGCUAGUCUGAUGUAUCAGCUGCCUUGUUAAGACAGUUAGGUGUGACUGUAUUCAUCAACUCAGUCAGCCUUGUGCCUUUAUUCUGGUAUUCUUAUAGCAAAGUGUUGCUUGUUUGCAAUAGAAUGACGUUUAUUUGUUUGAAAGUGUUGUGUGAAUACAGUGCAUUUGCAAUGAAUGUAUGAAUUUAUUCAGAUUUUGUGUUUGUAGUUGUCUGGCUUGUUUAAAAACUGACAAUGUAAAGUUUCUGUUGCUUGUGAUGUAAAGGAGUCCACACGUCAA
This is a messenger RNA of Acanthopagrus latus (yellowfin seabream), 1641 nucleotides long. RefSeq names its product SRP receptor subunit beta (gene srprb). Bases 16 to 951 code for a protein of 311 amino acids. The transcript is spliced from 7 exons. Gene Ontology annotation, biological process: protein targeting to ER. Gene Ontology annotation, cellular component: signal recognition particle receptor complex. The record is from RefSeq and is a predicted model, not a curated record. NCBI's taxonomy places the organism in Eukaryota, Metazoa, Chordata, Actinopteri, Spariformes, Sparidae.